AUUUCACAUACGAUGUGUUGACAGUUUGUUAUGAUAUGGCAAAUCUAAACAUUUCAUAAACGUGGUCAAUGCUUUCGAUGUUGGUAAUUUAAGCUUCUAUAAAUUCUCGAGGAAAGAUGUCUGACUUAGAUGAAAAGAAAUCUUUAAACUUCCAUCAAAUGGAACUGGAUGAACGAAUUUUAAAGGGCAUUGCAAAACUUGGAUGGCUUUAUCCUACAUUGAUCCAGGAAACAGCAAUUCCUUUAUUAUUGGAAGGCAAGGAUGUGCUGGUACGAGCACGCACCGGUUCGGGUAAAACGGCAGCAUUUUCAAUUCCGAUUAUUCAAAGCAUCCUCAAUCGUAAGCGGGAUGCGAACGAACAGCAGACAACAGCUGUAAUUCUAGCUCCCAGCAAGGAUCUCUGUCAUCAAACAGCUAAAGUUAUUGAGGAUUUGACUAUCAAAUGUGGUCGAUUGGUUCGAUGUUUGGAUAUGUGUUCUAAGGUGGAUAAUGCAACACUUAAACAUAUGUUGGCUGAUCGUCCGGAUAUUUUGGUUUCGACACCCGCCAAACUACUUGCUCAGUUACAAGGAGGAAAUGUAAAUGUUAAAGAAUGUUUAAAAACACUGGUGAUCGACGAAGCUGAUUUGAUGUUUUCUUUUGGCUUUGAAAACGACUUGAAGGAAGUGCUAGGGUUCCUUCCAAAUGUUCAUCAAUCUGUUUUGGCAUCUGCCACCUUGCAGAAAGACGUAAUCGAAUUAAAAACAAUUGUUCUGCACAAUCCAGUGAUCCUACGACUAGAAGAACCGGAUAUGGCACCAACAUCACAGUUAUCACACUAUCAUAUCACGGCAGAGGAAACGGACAAAGCAGCAAUUCUUUACUCUUUGAUUAAGCUUCAGCUUAUAAAAGGCAAAAGUCUAAUUUUCGUUAACUCAAUUGAUCGUUGUUACAGGUUGAAGCUAUUUCUGGAGCAGUUUAGCAUAAGAUCGUGUAUUUUGAACUCGGAAUUGCCGGCGAAGAUAAGAUGUCAUACUGUCAAUCAAUUCAAUCUGGGACUCUAUGACAUUAUAAUCGCCUCUGAUGAAUUGCAUGUUUUGGAUCCUGCCGUGAAACAGAAGAAAGCUAGUAAAAAGUUGAUAAAGAAAAUUGCGAGGGAAUCGGAAACCGAAUCCGGUAUAGCGAGAGGAAUUGAUUUCCAGCUUGUUUCGAACGUUAUCAAUUUCGAUUUCCCACGCGAUAUCAACUCUUAUAUUCACCGAGCGGGCAGAACGGCGAGGGGAAACAAUAGUGGGAAUGUGCUAUCUUUUGUAGCUGCCGAAGAAAAUGCUUUCAUGGAAAGUGUUGAACAGCAUCUAGAAGCUGGUGUUGACAGUGGAGAGAAGAUUCUAAAGAAUUACCAGUUUAAAAUGGAGGAAGUGGAGCCUUUUCGAUACAGAGCGAAAGAUGCUUGGAGAGCGAUUACAAAGUUUUCUAUACGUGAAGCACGUAUAAAAGAAAUCAAGACAGAAAUGUUCAAUUCCGAAAAACUGAAGAGCUUCUUUGAGGACAAUCCUCGUGAUCUUCAAGCCCUGCGACAUGAUCGAACUUUACACACAGUCAAAGUACAGGAACAUUUGGGUGACGUUCCUGAAUAUAUUGUUCCCGAUGCUUUGAAACAUGUAACUGGAAUUACAACUAAAAGAAAGAAAAGUUUUGUACCAAAGAAGCGAAAAUUCGGUGAUAAGGCAAACAAUCCGCUAAUGGUUGAAGGAAUCGAUUACGGGAAGCAAAAGAAAAUAUGAAUAAAACAUUCAGU
This is a messenger RNA of Toxorhynchites rutilus septentrionalis, 1777 nucleotides long. It is a transcript of the gene Hlc, whose product is annotated as probable ATP-dependent RNA helicase DDX56. The record is from RefSeq and is a predicted model, not a curated record. Gene Ontology annotation, cellular component: nucleolus. Bases 117 to 1763 code for a protein of 548 amino acids. Gene Ontology annotation, molecular function: nucleic acid binding; ATP binding; RNA helicase activity. The transcript has 6 exons. Lineage: Eukaryota; Metazoa; Arthropoda; Insecta; Diptera; Culicidae.